AUGCCGGGAGACUCUUCUAACACUGCGGGUGAGAACUACAUGGAUGACGAUUUGUUCGAAUAUGAUGCGGAUAUUCCGGAUAUCGACACGACUAUCAGACAGCCCACCCCUGAGAAGAAGGAUGGGACCAAGGACAAUCUAGGACUUGAGGAAGAAGUCAAGAUCAGGAAAAAGCGGAUCAAUGUCAAACUGGAUGAGGCAAGGCUCUUGAGAGAAGACAUUGGGAUUCCCAAACUCAGAAGGGAGGCUCACAAGAAACUCAGGUUCAAGGGGAAAGGCUAUGAAUACCGAGAUGCCGCGAGACUACUUUCCUACUACCAACUCUGGGCCGACGACCUCUACAAAAAAGCCAAAUUCCGAGAUACCCUUCAGAUCAUCGAGAAGCUCGGUCACUCUCGGAGAAUGAAAAUGGAGAGGGAAGCCUGGGUUAUGGAUAGUAAGAAAAAGACAAGUGGCGAUACAGAAGAAAAGAGUUUGGAUCAAGGCUUGGAUGAAGGGAGGCCAGGAACCAGCACUACACCAGGGGUUCAAGGCGAUGAAGUUCCACCCAACGAUGAUGACCUAUACUCAAGACCGACAGGUGCGGUUGCUCCUACUACAGGCAAUGAUGGAGCUUUGUUCCUAGGUGGAGUCCCUAGUGAUUCCGAGGAGGAAAACUUUGGGCCCAGUGACGAUGACCUAGAUGCAUUGAUGGAUGAAAUGGCUGCCGCGGGUGCUGCAGGUGUCCCUGCUAUAGGCACAACUACUGUAGCAGCUAGUUUGAUUGAUAAAGGGAAGGAUCUUCCUAAAGUCACCCCUAUUGCCCCUCCAAUCGACGAAUUCGCAGACGAAAUGGAAGCUAUGGCAGAGUUGGAGGGCGAUUGGUAG
Molecule: messenger RNA, 867 nt
Organism: Tuber melanosporum (Perigord truffle)
Lineage: Eukaryota; Fungi; Ascomycota; Pezizomycetes; Pezizales; Tuberaceae
Exons: 3
Coding region: 1-867 (288 amino acids)
Biological process (GO): replication fork arrest; replication fork processing; DNA replication checkpoint signaling
Cellular component (GO): replication fork protection complex; nucleus
Molecular function (GO): DNA binding
Source: RefSeq, a predicted model, not a curated record